AAAGCGCCCGCGAUGAUUAAACGGGGGAUAAACGGCGGUGUUGGUGUCCAGCGCCCUGAUUAACGCAGUCUGCGCCAUUUUAGUGCGCCAGAGUCGUCCGGCAAGAUGGCGCUCUUGCUUUGUGUCCUCAGCUCUCAGGGUAUGAGCUGCUACAGCGGCGUGUGAUUCAGUACACACGUUAAAAACAAACCAGCCGUCUAACGCUAACGGAGGGAACGUUUACAUUUAUUAUUGCAAGCUGACUGCACUGGUGACAAAACUUCAUGAGUUCUUGGAUCAUUCUUCAGAGGAAGAAACUGCUGAAUCCCAAGUUAAUGAUACCUCCAGUGGUAAUAUGGCCUCCAGUGACUCAAACAUCAACGAUGAAAUAAUGGAAAAGGUUCAGCCCGGUUGUUCCACUGAAGUUCCUAAGGCCACAGCACGCUCAAAAAGGAAGCCUGCGGUUGUAACGAAGCUCACAGCUGUAAAUGAGCCCGAAUCUGCAGACGAAUGUGAGCAAGAUUCCGUCGCCGAGAAUCCCAAUGAUGCCACGAUUGAUAUGGAAGAAAUACCAGAAGAUGUAGUUAUAGUGAAGCCAGAACCCGUCAACAAUGAAGGAAAAGAUGAAUUCAAAGGCCCCGAGUUCCGGACCAAAGGAGGGAGCAAAGUCAAAGAAGAGAGUCAGAGGAGGCGUCCUGAUGAGCACUUUGAAGAGAUCAGGUGUUCGAGAGUUAAUUGCACUGCUUGCGGGCAACAAGUCAAUCAUUUCCAGAGGGACUCUGUGUAUCAGCAUCCUAUACUCAAAGUUCUUCUUUGCAAAUCCUGUUUCAAGUAUUACAUGAGUGACGACAUCAGCAAGGAUGACGACGGAAUGGACGAACAGUGCAGGUGGUGCGCCGAAGGAGGUAAUCUCCUUUGUUGUGACUACUGCAGCAAUGCAUUUUGCAAAACAUGUAUUCUCCGUAACCUUGGAAGGAAGGAGCUCUCUGGAAUCAUGAACGAUAACGAUAAGUGGCGUUGCUACGUGUGCCAGCCCGAGCCCCUCCAAGACCUCGCUGCAGCUUGUGAGAAAGUUCUGAGAAAUCUGGAAUGUAUGAAAAAGCCAAAGGGAGAGCAGGACAAACCAAAACGGGAUGGCAUGAAGCACAAACAGGGAAAGGUUAAAAAUACAGCGUUAAAUGGAAAGGAUGCGUUUUCCGACGGAUCAGGGACGCUAACCUUUUCCUACAAAAAGCUAAAGGUUCCAAAGGAACUGAUCAAAAAGACAAAGAAGCUGAUUGAGACGACAAACGGUUUGAACAGCACUUUUGUGCAGUUUAUCCAGCAGGAGCCGGUUUACCUGGGUGAUAACAUCGUCCGGCACAGGCAUUUGAAAGCCUUCAGAUCUGUCUUGGCUGACUUGAAAAAGGCCCAUGUGACUUUGGAGGAGGCGCUAGAUGAAGAGUUCAGAGACCUCGAGGUCCAGAACGGAGAGGGAAACGGGGUGGCAAAUAAUGCGCCUGUAGCUAACUCGGCCUCAAACUCUGAACCUGCUGACCAGAGUAAAGAUCUGGAUGAUGAGGUGGUUCAAGAUGACACCACAGAUCAGGUUCCAGCGUCUUUAGAGGACGAUGCUGACGAGGAGAACGUAGUUACGGCCGAUAUAGAAAUGACUGAAGAAGUUGUUGAACCCAUAGCAGAAAAUCCAGAUGAUGGGUUUAUUGAAAGCGAAGCUAAUGCAGAGAUUGUUCCAAAUGAACCUGACUGUAAAGAUGAUGCUUCAGCAGCUGGUGAAGCCUCUCUCGACAAAGACAUCGUGUCUAUACCACCAUCUGUUCCUGAGGAGCUCUUCGAGAUGGUCGAGAGUCUUUCAGAUUGUGUAAAACAAGAGAGUGAAAAGGAUUCGGUCGAUACAGACAGCACGUCAAGUAAGACCUCGCUGUCUGAAAGUAAGUGUACAGAAUCCGGUAAGAGGUCUUCAAAGGUGAAUAAAAAACUCGUUGUAAAGCUCACCCCGAUUCCUCUGAAGAUUACCAUUAAGAAAGACGAAAGCAAGUCAAAAGAGAAGGAUGGUGCUCUGUCACCAGACGAAAGCAGACGUUCCCCCAGGAUGAAGACCACUCCUCUUCGCAAAUCAUCUGAAAGGAGGAGUAAGAGUCGGUCCGAGGGUAAGAGAGCAAACGACGAAGACUGCAACACUUCACAGAUGCCAGUCAGCGCCGAUCUGUCGGAUUCGGACUCUGACGAAGUCCCGGAGGUGCUGCGGCAGGUAGAAGGCAUGGAGGCAAGUUCAGAAGAACCGGACACGGAGCCUAACGGCAAGGCCGCAGGCAACGAUGCAGCUAAAAAGUCGCCCGAAGAACCGUCCGAAAAGACUGUGAAGCGCAAGCUCAUUGCAUCUUCCUCAGAUUCAGAUGAUGUGAAGGCAUCGACAGCAAAGAAACACGCUUCCAAAAAAAAGAAAUGUAGAGAAUCCGAUUCAUCUAAUCAUGACUCAGAACUCGAGAAGGAGAUCAAGAGUUUAAGUAAGCUCAGCACCACAAAGAAAUCAUCUAAACGAGGCAAGAAGCAGGCGAAUGAGGGCAAGAAGGAAGAGAAGGAGGGUGAGGAGGAGAGUGAGGCCGAGGAGGAGGAGGAGGAGGGUGAGGGCAAGAAGAAGAAGAAGAACAACAAGAAGAAAAAGGUGGAGGAGACCAAAAAGGAGGGGAAAAAAGGUCCAAAGAGAUCUUUCGAGAGGAAACGGAGGUCACAGAGAGGCAAAGAGAAUGCUGCAAGAGAUUCAUCCUCCAGUGAUGAAGAGGAAGAGCAGGCAGCAGACUCUGGAGAGGAUAGCAGUGAUCAGCAGAAGAUAAAACCUAUCCUUGAGUCUGCCAUGCCCCACACGGAUGCUUUCCUUCAGUCAUCAGGAGAUGAAGCUCAAGCGAAGCAGGAACCCGUCCAGAUUGUCGAUGAUGACGACGACCCUGAGAAUAGAAUUGCAAAGAAGAUGCUAUUAGCUCAGAUCAAAGCCAAUUACUCGUCAGGGGAUGACAGCUCUUCAGAAGACGAAGACUGCAAAAAGGACAAAGAGGAAAGCUCUUCAACAAAAGCGAAGAAUGAUGGUAGCUCCGAGGGUGAAGAAGAGGAAGAGGACUCGGACUCUGGGUCGGAAGUGGACGUGAAAAAGGCAGGGCGAAGACACAAGCUGCUUCGCAAGAAGCUGACCCUAAGCGAGGGCGAGUCUGAUAAUGACAAACCUGCCAAGAGCAAUAAGGAGGCCAAGAGAAGAGGAAGACGAAAAGUGAGCAGUGAUGACUCCGAUUCAGACUUUAAACGCUCAGGCUCUGGUUCGCAGAGUGAGUCAGCGAUGAGUGCCUCAGUAAGUGAGGAUGACGACGACGACGACGACAGCAAAAGUAACAAGCGGCGAACGCGGUCCUCGAAAAAAGCUGAAAAAGAUAGUGAGAGGAGUUACCAGAAGGAGAAAAAGAAAAAGCGACGGCGGAUAAAGGUUCAGGACGAUUCUUCCAGCAACAAGAGUGCAGAGGAAGAGGACGAGGAAGAUGAUGACGGGGAUGACAAAGGUACACCAAAGGGCCGCAAGAAGAUUCGCAAGAUCCUAAAAGACGACAAGCUGCGCUCCGAGACCCAGAAUGCUCUAAAAGAGGAAGAAGAGCGGCGUAAACGAAUUGCUGAAAAAGAGCGCCUGAGAGAAAAACUACGAGAGACAAUAGUGGUGGAGGAAUCCUCGCAGGUCACCUGUCCCAUUACUACUAAACUGGUGCUGGAUGAGAACGAAGAGACCAAGGAGCCACUCGUCCAAGUCCACAGAAACAUGGUGACAAAGCUGAAGCCCCAUCAGGUGGACGGUGUGCAGUUCAUUUGGGAUUGCUGUUGUGAGUCUGUUAAAAAGACUAAGACUUCAUCUGGCUCAGGCUGUAUCCUCGCCCACUGCAUGGGUCUGGGCAAAACCCUUCAGGUGGUGACGUUUCUCCACACUGUGCUUCUGUGUGAGAAACUCAACUUCUCAACAGCUUUGGUGGUGUGUCCCCUUAACACCGUACUCAACUGGCUAAACGAGUUUGAGAAGUGGCAGGAGGGCUUGAAAGACGAGGAAAGCUUAGAGGUGACCGAGUUGGCCACGGUGAAGAGGCCUCAAGAGCGAUCGUACGCCCUGCAGCGCUGGCAUGAAGACGGUGGCGUCAUGAUCAUCGGUUAUGAAAUGUACCGCAACUUAACGCAAGGCCGCAACAUCAAGAGCAAAAAGCUUAAAGAGACAUUCCAAAAGACCCUCGUUAACCCAGGUCCAGACUUUGUUAUUUGCGACGAGGGCCACGUUUUGAAGAACGAAGCCUCGGCCGUGUCAAAAGCCAUGAACUCCAUUAAAACUCGGCGAAGAGUUGUUCUGACCGGAACUCCGCUUCAGAACAACCUGAUUGAGUACCAUUGCAUGGUCAACUUUAUCAAAGAAAACUUGCUGGGCUCAGUGAAAGAGUUCAGGAACCGUUUUAUCAACCCCAUUCAAAACGGCCAGUGCGCCGACUCCACGCUGGUCGACGUGCGGAUCAUGAAGAAGCGAGCGCACAUUCUUUAUGAGAUGCUGGCAGGCUGUGUUCAAAGAAGAGACUACACUGCACUUACUAAGUUCCUGCCACCUAAACAUGAGUAUGUGCUGGCGGUGCGGAUGACUCCUGUGCAGUGCAAGUUGUACAGAUACUAUCUGGAGCACUUUACAGGUGUCGGCUCUGCCUUGGAGGGGGGAAGAGGCCGUGCAGGCACAAAGCUUUUCCAGGAUUUCCAGAUGCUCAGCAGAAUCUGGACGCAUCCUUGGUGUCUCCAGCUGGACUAUAUCAGUAAGGAAAACAAGGGUUACUUUGAUGAGGACAGCAUGGAUGAAUUCAUUGCAUCCGAAACGGAGGAGUCAUCGAUGAGCCUGACAUCUGAAGACGAGAAACCAAAAAGGAAGAAGAAACGGGGGAAAGGCAAAGGCGAGAGCUCAGACAAGUCUGACAGUGACGAUGUGGAGGUGAUUAAGGAGUGGAACACGAGCUCCCGUGGAGGAAACCCAGAGGGGCGGAAUAGAGCCGAACCUGUAGAAGAAGUUCGUCCCAGCAACUCUGGCCCUGGUAGCCCUUCUCCAGACUGGUACAAGGAGUUUGUGAGCGAAUCGGACGCUGAGAUUCUGGAACACUCUGGAAAGAUCACGCUUUUGUUUGAAAUCCUGCGCAUGGCAGAAGAUGUGGAAGAUAAAGUGUUGGUGUUCAGUCAGUCACUCAUAUCAUUGGACCUCAUUGAGGAUUUCCUGGAGUUAGCAGGCCGUGCCAAAGAGGAGGGAAAACCCUCUCCUUACAAAGGUGAGGGCAAGUGGUUCAGAAACAUCGACUACUACCGUCUGGACGGUUCUACUAACGCCAUGACUAGGAAGAAAUGGGCCGAAGAAUUCAAUGACACCAGCAACGUUCGGGGUCGUCUUUUUCUCAUCUCUACAAGAGCUGGCUCUCUAGGGAUCAACCUAGUGGCAGCAAAUCGGGUCAUUAUCUUUGAUGCCUCAUGGAACCCGUCUUAUGACAUUCAGAGUAUUUUCAGGGUGUACCGUUUCGGCCAACUGAAAACCGUAUACGUCUACAGGUUUUUGGCUCAGGGAACCAUGGAGGACAAGAUUUACGACAGGCAGGUGACCAAACAGUCCCUGUCAUACCGGGUGGUGGACCAGCAACAGAUUGAGCGCCACUUCACUAUGAAUGAACUGACUGAACUCUACACAUUUGAGCCAGACCUGCUGGAUGACCCAUCGGAAAAGAAAAGCAAGAGGUCCACACCCAUGUUACCCAAGGACCCUGUUCUGGCCGAGCUGCUUCAGAACUUUAAAGAUCAGAUUGUAGGUUACCACGAACAUGACUCCCUACUUGAUCACAAAGAGGAAGAGGCUUUGAGUGAGGAGGACCGUAAAGCCGCCUGGGCUGAGUACGAGGCAGAGAAGAAGGGUCUCUCUAUGCGCUUCAACCAGCCGGCAUAUCCUAAUGUAGGCAUCGGAGGAUCAAACUACUUCCCCUUCAAUGUGGCAGCUCUGGCCUCCAUGUCCAACCAGCAGCUGGAGGAGCUGAUCAACCAGGGACGACAGAAGGUGGUGGAAGCCACCAAUGCUCUGAAAGCUUUGCCCCGGGAGCCACUUGAGGACGUCAUUGGCCAGGUGUGGAAGGAGAAUCCCAGUCUGUCAGAGGCCCAGGUGCAGGGCAUGGCUCUGGCCAGACAGGCAGCCAUCGACAUGGAGCUGAAACACAGAGAGGCCGUGUACCGAGACAUUCUCAAUAAGCAACAGACGCUGAUGAUGUACGUGCAAAAGGUGAUCACCAAUCGCAAGGUUCAUGAACAGCAGAUGGCGCUUGCCAGGCAGGGGAUGCUGAUGAACCAGCUGGCCAUUCAGAAUGGCAUGGCCGGGGGAAUGAGUCAGAUGGACCUGCUGGGCCUGUACCAACAGCUGGGUGCCCUCCAGGGUCUGCCAACUCCCCAGAUCGGCAAAAACCCAGGGCCCUCAAAGGGCCUAUAGAUGCCCUUAAAAUGGUGCCCUUUUUUUGGCCAGCUCUUGUGUGGGCUUCCCAAAAAUAACCAGCUCGGGACCCUUUUUGCCUCUUUUGAGCUCUUGUGUAGAAAUCUGGCACAGAUAUCUAGAAGACUUUGGCAGUAUGGUUUGUAAUUCUCUGUAUAUACAGCCUUGGUGUUUAAGUUUUAUUCUUUUUUUUUUUUUUUCCUCUCAAAAUAUUUAAAAUAUUCUCCCAAAAUGCUUUUAAGCAUUGCAUUGUUCUUUUCCCCUUAAAUAAGGGCUGUGCAUUAUUUGAAUUAUUAUUAUUUUUAUUUUUUUUUUUUAUACAGGUCAAGAAAAAAAAAACAAUGAACUUGCAAACUCUGUGGACCAUUUAUGUUGUUCAUUACAUAUGUACUAAGUGAUCUAGAAGAAUUGUAUUAGGUACCGCAUAAUAUCUGUCUACUAGUGGAUGAUCAGUGGUGCUGUGAAAGCCCAGUGCCAGAUACACGCACUGUUUUAAACACCUUUAUCAAAGGAGGAAAAAAAAGAUGCAGUGAUGGCCUUACAUCAACAGUUUGUUAUUUUCAAACACACUGAACAGACUCUUCUUUUCUAUUAUGCUUUUAGGCUUUUACACUCGUCGUUGCUUAAAUUGUAAUGGAAUGCCUGUGGUGUUAAAAUUGCUUGCCAGAUUCCCUGGACUUUUGUAUCUUCUAAUUCCUUGUUGUAAAGUGAUGCCUAGCAUAGUGUUGUACUGUUCAUUUGUUUUGUUCCUCUCGUCUUAGCGGGUUCUUGCCUCUCUGAGAUGACUGGUUGUGCUCAUGUAAUUUAAAGGCAAAUUUGAAUGGUUAGGCUGCAUCUAUCAUACAAUGCUAUCUAACCAUACUAGGCUGGCCCUCAGGCUACCAUACGCUACAUUUAGCACAUUUAAAAAAUGGCAUAGACAUUUCUAAUUGGAUUCUAGUUUGCACAGGGCACAUUUCGGAAACGUAGAUCAACUUUUCAUUUUUCUCACAACAAUUUCAUGUUAGCAAAUAUACCCACUUGUUUUGCCAUUUAUCUGAUCUAUUUACUAGAAUAAGUAUUUAAUAUUACAUUUAAAUAAAGUGACCAAAAGGGUGA
Messenger RNA from Tachysurus fulvidraco (yellow catfish), 7582 nucleotides. It is a transcript of the gene atrx, whose product is annotated as ATRX chromatin remodeler. Gene Ontology annotation, cellular component: nucleus. The transcript has 35 exons. Lineage: Eukaryota; Metazoa; Chordata; Actinopteri; Siluriformes; Bagridae. Gene Ontology annotation, molecular function: ATP hydrolysis activity; ATP-dependent chromatin remodeler activity; ATP binding. Bases 335 to 6484 code for a protein of 2049 amino acids. The record is from RefSeq and is a predicted model, not a curated record.